CAGCGCCGGAGUAGUCGACGCCGCGUCCCACCGCGUCGCGUCGGAGCAGCUCGGGAGCGGACGGAAACAGCCGAUCAGUCCGCGGCGCGGCGCGUGAGUGUCGUGGUGUCUGCGCAAACCGUCGCGCGCUCUCCAGUUUCUUGUUGUUGUCGGCGAGCGCGCCUCACCGCCGUGACUCUGUGCUCUCGAGUUUCGGGCAAGUUUCGUUGAAGUUUUUAGCGACCAUGGCGACGAGUUACUCGAGAACUGGAUUGCACGUCCUGUUUCUGUGCGCCAUCUACCUCACCACAGAGGCGACCUUCACGGUGGAGCUGGUGAUGCCCCGGUACGUGUACCGCGGCCGGUCGGCCGUGCUGCAGUGCAACUACAGCGUGCACCUCGACGUCAUCCACAAGGUGGAGUGGCUGCGAGGCGAGAAGAAGCUCUUCCAGUUCAUACGCGGCCGGUCGCCGCCCUUCAAGGAGCACCACGUCCACGGCGUGCACAUCGACAGGAACCGCAGCGACGAGCGGCAGCUGGUGCUGAGGGACGUGCACUUCAACGCGCAGGGGCCCUACUCGUGCGAGGUGUCCACGCUGACGCCCAUCUUCACGCGCCGCUCCGAGGAGAAGGAGCUCACCGUCAUACAGCCGCAGACGCGCGCGCCCGUGGUGCGGCUGAACCGGCCCCACUACCGGCCCGGGGACACGCUGAGGGCCAACUGCAGCUCAGGGUCUGCCAAGCCCGCGCCCCACAUCGUCUGGAUCGUCAACGGCGCUUCCGAGCACGGGGGUCGUCAGAACGACUCGUACCAUCCGGGCGCGGGCGGCGGCCACCUGUCGCGCUCGACGUCCCAGCUGUCGCUGCUCAUCACCGAGGACCACGCGGGCACGCUCACCAUCACCUGCCGAGCCUCCGUGCCCGGAUUCGUCAUCGGCCCGCAGCGCGACAUCGUCGACACGCAGGAGCACACGCUCAAAGUGGAGGUGGAGGUGCCCCGCCAGGCUAGCUGCGCCAGCUGCGGCUGCCUGCUGGCCUCGCCGCUGCACUUGCUGUGUCUGGUCGCCCUGCUACACCGAUGACCUCUCUACGUCAAUUAGCAGCUCGCAAUCAUAGCUAGCGAACCUUUUGGAUGAUGCAAGUGUCGUUUUAUUUGUAUUUUUCCAGACGUGGUUAGACGUAUACAUUUAUACAUGGAUGGAUGUAAAUACCCGGCUUUUUUAUAACUGGAGCUUACUAUAUAAUUUUAAUAAUCGGCGGGAAGAACAUAACUUUUUACAUGUAAAGCAUUCCUGCGUGAUAUACAGUAAAAGGGUGGUUCUUCUGAGCAUUUACAAGGUAUAUCUUUCACGGUUCCAUAAAAUUUCUCCAAAGGAGAAACAUCCUCAUCCGAAGGAAUACGUAAAAGUUUCUGCAUAAGGGUGAGAUUCUUUCUUGCUCGAGUAUGACGAUACGGAGCCUGUCGCUUUUAGAAUUGUUGAUGUGAAUAUCUUUUGCUACAAACUGUCUUCUGUAACACUGACUGUCGUUAGGAACUAAUCAGACGAGCUUAAUCUGUCAAUUCCUGUUGUAAUUUUUAGUUGUUAACCCGGAGAACAAUCAAAAAAAUGCGUCGUCAACGUCAGAGAAAAUUUCAGUUCCGUGCGGUUUAUAACAGCAGCCGUAUUCCGAGAAAGAUUUUGUAAAGUUUUGCUUCACUUUUCUGUCCGUAGGUCACAUACAGUCAUGCCAUCUUUUACACCACACACUUCCUCUUUUUCGCAUAUUAGUGUCAGUUGAGACGUCAAUGAACCAUACCAGUUUUACAUACGCUUGAUCGGUUGCAGUUAUUUCAUAUGUUGCUAAAUGUUGUCACGAAACAAAACGUUUCUCACUUUUGUGCAACACGUCACCAUUUUAUGAACUUUCUUAUGAUCGUAGACGGAAUAUAAAAGAGGUCCAUGUACCAGUUAGCUACUUACAAGCUGACCGCUUCUGCUAGUCCCCACUGAUUUUGCCCAGAUUUGUCGUAUAUGCAGGGCUUGGGCAGUAAUUAAAGUAACAGAAGUAAGAACUCCAUUUGGCCAUGCGUUUAGAAAAAAGUGGAAUUUUUGGCGCGACUCGGACGAGGCAUGAACCAUUCGUAUGACAAAAGGAGUCCAGGCACCAGUUACCACAGCGGGAAAAUUACACAACGUUAAUCCCAGAGCUCUGGCGUCGAGUCCCUAUACAUAGUUUAUUUUUCUGUUUAGUUAGUACAUACUGCAGAUAAACUGAAAUAAUGCUCAAUAUGAUGUUUUUAUUGAUAUUUUCACAAAAUAGGAGGGCAAACAACCUCACGAAGAAAGGAUGCCGUAUGCCGUCGUGAAGUACUAAAGU
Molecule: messenger RNA, 2337 nt
Organism: Schistocerca americana (American grasshopper)
Lineage: Eukaryota; Metazoa; Arthropoda; Insecta; Orthoptera; Acrididae
Exons: 6
Coding region: 225-1061 (278 amino acids)
Source: RefSeq, a predicted model, not a curated record